This is a messenger RNA of Solanum lycopersicum (tomato), 818 nucleotides long. Its product is annotated as transcription factor MYB14-like. Lineage: Eukaryota; Viridiplantae; Streptophyta; Magnoliopsida; Solanales; Solanaceae. The record is from RefSeq and is a predicted model, not a curated record.
AAAACAUAACAAUAAGGAAGAGAGAGAAAAAAAUGGCAAGAAUACGUUGUUAUGACAAAAAAAGUGGAUUAAAAAAGGGUACUUGGACACUUGAAGAAGAUAAAAAAUUAGCAGCUUAUGUUAAUAAAUAUGGCUGUUGGAAUUGGCGUCAACUUCCAAAGUUUGCUGGAUUAUCAAGGUGCGGAAAGAGCUGCAGAUUAAGAUGGCUUAAUUAUCUUCGGCCAAAUAUUAAAAGAGGAAACUACACUAGAGAAGAAGACCAGAUCAUCAUGAAGCUUCAUGCAGAAAUUGGGAAUAAAUGGUCAGCGAUUGCUAUUCACUUACCAGGAAGAUCAGACAAUGAAAUAAAAAAUCAUUGGCACACAUCUCUCAAGAAAAGAUCAAAACAUGAAUUAACAAUAUCUAAUGGAAAAAAGAGAGAGGCAAGUAAUGUCAAUCAAAAAAGUGAUGAAGACCAAAAUAUUACACCAAAUGAAUCAUAUAGUGAAGUUUCUCCUUGUGUUACAAUUGACCAAAAUAUGGAAGAUAUUAUGGAUGGAAAAUGUGAGAUGAUUCAAGAAAAAUCAUUUGAAGAAUGCAUUGGAAAUUUUUGGACAGAACCAUUUUUAAUAGAUAGUUUUAAUAGUACUACUAAUAAUAAUACUGAAUUUUGUGUGCCUUUAGAAGUUGAGUAUGGACUAUUUAUAUCUCCAUUUUCUCCUAUUAUGUGUUAUGAUGAAUUUCUAUGCUCAUAAUUAUAAUAGUUAGAAUUUGUGAAAAGAAAAUUCAAUAAGAGAGAUGGUAAUUAAUAAGUUGGUAACUAUUUGAUGCUUCCUCUU